AUGGACGUCAAUAAUUCAACUGUCAGUGGUAACAUUCGUGCAGUUGUGGAAAUACUCACACAGGGUGGCAUCUAUGAUCCUGAUGCAGACAUCCUCGACAAUCCUGACAUCUCGCAACACAUUAUUCUCAUUCACGGUGACCUCGGAACAGGAGAACGCCUGCAGUCAGCACAACUUCGACAGUCAUUAGAGGCGACUCUGUGGAAUCGAUUUCAACAUGUUAUCUUCAUUCCUGGAUUGUUCCACUUGAAGAUGGCGUGUGCUGAUGCCAUUUGGCGAACCUUCCUGCAGCCAUUAGUGGCUCAAGAGGAUGAAACAAGCUUAAUGCACGAUGUAAUGCAACUUCGACCUAAGGAGACAGGAACAUACUGCUCGAAGCCAGGGUUCCGCCUUGAGGCAUUCACAGCCUCCGAACUGACUUUUGACGAGUUAAAGGCCAUUGCAAAUGAGAUAGCAUUGAAAUAUGUUGCAACUCACAAGCUACUCCAGAUGCGCCAGACAUCGAUUAUUGCAUGGAUUCUGAUCCUUAAAGCAACAGGAAAGCAUAAGUAUGCGACACAUAUGACGAAUUUCUUGAUCAACAUGCACUUUGUUUUUCCUGCUGGCCUUAAGCACGCUGUGAAGAAUGGUGGGAAGGGGUCAAACCGCACUGUAGACCGAAUCUUCCUCGAAUCUCCUCUAGUUGAGGCCUAUCGAAACACUCAAGUCAUGGUCCAAAAGAAUUUCUUGCACGCCCACCUUACAACAAGUCAUGUGCUGGCAAAUAUGAUUAAAACAUUUGAAGGGCUAAUUAUGAAGAUGGCAGCACAAUCCCCCCAUACUGUAGUGCUAGGUAGAAAAACGUGUUGUGAGAUCCCAGACCUCAUUGACAAAGGGAGGGAUAUGAUGGAAAAGGCAGCUCAUGGUGAGGGUAAUGAUGAACCUAACGUAGAGAUGGAUGAUAGAGAAGAGGGGGCGGAGAUGGAGGAUGUACUGAUGGAAGUAUAG
Messenger RNA from Suillus plorans, 987 nucleotides. RefSeq lists its product as uncharacterized. NCBI's taxonomy places the organism in Eukaryota, Fungi, Basidiomycota, Agaricomycetes, Boletales, Suillaceae. The transcript is spliced from 4 exons. The coding region runs from base 1 to 987 and encodes 328 amino acids. The record is from RefSeq and is a predicted model, not a curated record.